AUGGACAUGCUGCUCUAUGUGGGCCAUGUCCUGGAAACUGGCGGCUCGCUUGUGAGGACUCUGGUCAUGGACAACGCUGGGAACCAUCGAUUGGUCAAAGAUUUCUUGUUAGGCCUCAACCAUGGAUUGACCUCCGAUGUUGUGAAGUCUUUGCCAUUUUGGCGGCAUAUGAGGUGGGAAUCACUCCCAGAAACCAGACUACCACGAUUCCCAUUCAAGAAGGCCGUGAUGAAUGGUGAGGUCCUGUUCAUCUUGAACGGACCUGCACAUGUGGCAAAGAAUGUUGUGGGAGGUGUGAGAUCAGCCGCAAGAACGAUUUGCUUUGGCAAGUACAGCGUAGAUCCUUGUGGCUGCUUAGACCUCUUCAUGCCUCCGAACGCAUACAUAGGAUAUGAUCCAUGCAGCGAUCGUGAAAGUGCCAGCUUCUUCAACCCCUACCACUUGAACGUGGAAAUGGUAGACAAAGUUGCUGACAUCCGUGUACCAUGGUGUCUUCAUGGGAUGCUGCUCAUGAACCUCACCACUGCACUCAUUACUUCAGGAGUUUUCCACCGUGGGCUCACCACAUCCCAGCGUUUGGAAAAUGCGCUGGCAGGCUUUGUGAUCCUGGAUUUGGGCUCCAUGCUGGCUGCAGAAACCGCGAAAGAAACAGGACAAAGCAAAGACAGAUGCUGGCUACACCAUGCGACACACAACAAUUUGCAGCAGCUGAGCGGUUGCUUGGCAAUUGCGUGCUCUGCAUAUCCUGAUUCUUUGCCUUUCAAGCCAUGGUAUAGCACAGAAUUGGUCCUUGAGGAGUGGUUUGGAUCACUCAGGCACCAGUUCAAGAGCAGCCAAAUGACGGUGAGGGAUUACCUACAUGCUUCUGCAAGACAGAUGAAGAGUCACUUGCAGCGUUGCUCGGAUCUUCAAGAAGGACGAAUAUUGAAGAGCUCUUCAAAGAUGGCUGAUCCCUUGCCUGAGUCGACUAUGUUUAAAGCAGUCUCUGAGAAGGAGUUCCAGGAAUGCGCAGACAGAGCGCUUGAAGGCGCACUUUCUUUGAUGUCCUGCUGCUGCAAGUACUCUCCAGAGGAGUUGUUGAAGCACUAUGCUUCGUUCAGUGCUGCGCGCAAAUUUCAAAAUGUGACCAUGGAGAACAACAUUGAUGAUUCUGAGGAUCCUGAAGUGGACUUUGAAGAUGAUCAGGAUGCACCUCCCGGAUUUGUGCACAAGUCUUCUGAUGUGGAGCGCAGUAGCAAAGAUGUCGAAUCAGAGCCUAUGACAAGCAGGGCUGCAGCGUGGAGAGAGCUUGCUGCUUCAUUGGCUGCAAAGAUCCAGUCCCCGGAAGCAUCAGUCCCAGAUGAGAUUGCGAUGUCCUUUGUGGUGUUGUGCCUUCCCCAGAAUUACCAAGAAUGGCAGAUUGGAUUGAUCAUGGCUGUAUGGAGAAAGACGGCUCGUGGUUGCAGGCUCACACACUUUCCAGUAUCGCGAGAUGUCACUCGUUGCGCACGAUUGGCAAUCAUGGAGAGAGUGCCACGCCCAGACAGCCCAGAGAAGAUGUCCUUCCGCACAACACCUUCUACCCCCAUGGUUGUGGUUGCAGUCGAAAGGAUUGUCUUGGUCUUGCAGGUUGAGGAGGUGAAGACUGGCUGCGAUGGCUUUCAGUGUACGCUUCGAACCAAGAGUGUGGAAGCUUUGCAGUUAGCUAUGCAAGAGCUCCCCAAGGAUCCCAAAAUGUGGGAAACGAAUACUUCCCAAACUUCGAACGCCAAAAAGUCCAAAGAUUCCAAAGGCUCAAGCGAAGUCAAGAUUCCCAAGGCCGUGGAGCAGAAGUUGAAGAAAAGCCUGGUGCAGCAAACGAUUGGUAAGGCAAAGAAAGCAACGGAAGACAUUCCAGCUGUACCUGCAAACUCCAAUCGUGGAAAGCGUGGCAAUUCCUUGAUCAUACAGGAGAUGCAGAAGCUCUUCACUUUGGAUCGUGAAAAGCACCCAACCAAGCCCUUGCUCAAUGCAGAUGGCAAGCUCUACGUCAAGAAUGCUGCUGGCGAACGUUUGCCAGGCUUGACUUGGACAGAGGUGCUUGAUCGAUCUCCCAGCUUCUUCAGCAACAAGUAUGCGAGCCAUCGUGGACAAGCCUAUGGGAAUAUGGUUCACACCGAAUUUGUACGCAUCACGCGGCAGUUGAAUGCUUCACCAUCUGUGCGGUCUGUGGCCUGUCAAUGA
This is a messenger RNA of Durusdinium trenchii, 2202 nucleotides long. Lineage: Eukaryota; Dinophyceae; Suessiales; Symbiodiniaceae. The record is from the annotation of a GenBank genome assembly.